Molecule: messenger RNA, 1123 nt
Organism: Eurypyga helias (sunbittern)
Lineage: Eukaryota; Metazoa; Chordata; Aves; Eurypygiformes; Eurypygidae
Gene: CDC42
Product: cell division cycle 42
Exons: 3
Biological process (GO): modification of synaptic structure; small GTPase-mediated signal transduction
Cellular component (GO): dendritic spine
Molecular function (GO): GTPase activity; GTP binding
Source: RefSeq, a predicted model, not a curated record
GUCAGGAAGACUAUGAUAGAUUACGACCCCUCAGCUAUCCACAGACAGAUGUAUUUCUGGUCUGUUUUUCAGUGGUGUCUCCUUCUUCAUUUGAAAAUGUGAAAGAAAAGUGGGUACCUGAAAUUACUCACCACUGUCCAAAGACACCUUUCCUGCUUGUUGGGACCCAGAUCGAUCUAAGAGAUGAUCCUUCAACAAUUGAGAAACUUGCCAAGAACAAGCAGAAGCCCAUAACUCCAGAGACAGCUGAAAAACUGGCCCGGGACCUGAAGGCUGUCAAAUACGUGGAAUGCUCUGCGCUUACGCAGAAAGGCCUAAAGAAUGUAUUUGAUGAAGCGAUAUUGGCUGCCCUGGAGCCUCCGGAGCCGAAGAAGACUCGCAGGUGUGUGCUGCUAUGAACGUCCCUCCACAGCCCCUUCUGCAAAGCUGGUGUUCGAUGUCAUACUAAAAGCAAUGUUUAAAUCAAACUAAAGAUACAAACUGUAAAAUUUGUUUUCGCAAUAAUGACAAAUGCCCUGCACUCCCAUCUCCCCCCUUCCCGAUUCCUGUGUGAGAUGAGAAUGUUAGUGUUUAUUCCCCAGUGCUCCCUCAAUUCAGUUAAACUAGUUAAUUUUGAGUAAUUAUUACCAGAAAACACUGAUCAGUACUAGUUUUUUAUUGUUUACUGUUUCUAAUUUUUUGUUUAAAAUCCAGGCAUGCUUGUGAUGACUUUUUCUGUAACAGACUAAUUCUAGGCUGUUUUACUGAAGCCUUGUCCCUUAUGCCAGUCUGGCAGGACUUCUAGGGCUGUUCUGCAGCCAGCCAGCAGCCUGGGUGUGAGCAGACGUCAGUACUAGAGACAGAUACAGGAAAGUAAAAUGUCCCAAGCUGGUGCUCCUCUAAGGAGGCGUGUAGAAAACGUAUCUGCAUCUCCUCUGAAGUUGCCUUGUAUCUCUUCCCAUUGCUUUCCACUGUGCAGGUCAUAAAUUUCUCCCCCCUCCUCUAAGUUAUGAAGCCUUAGGAAUAGGAGAAUCCUUUUCUCUGGAUGCACCGUUUGACUUGAAACUAGCUUGCCAGUCUCCUCCUUAAUCUUGACAUCAUAAGCUUUUGUCAUGUGAUGAAGAAAUAACCGCACCUUUUAAAG